Molecule: messenger RNA, 2775 nt
Organism: Chaetomium globosum CBS 148.51
Lineage: Eukaryota; Fungi; Ascomycota; Sordariomycetes; Sordariales; Chaetomiaceae
Exons: 6
Coding region: 1-2775 (924 amino acids)
Biological process (GO): cytoskeleton organization
Cellular component (GO): cytoplasm; plasma membrane; cell division site
Molecular function (GO): protein binding
Source: RefSeq, a predicted model, not a curated record
AUGCCGGCCACAAUCUCCGACGCACCGGCCGUCGCCCUUUCCUUCGCCAACAACUUCUGGGGAAAGGACGAUGCCGGUGUACCGCCCCUCCUAGAGCGCAUGCACAAUGCGAAGCAGACAUGUGACGAACUUCGCAACUUUUACGGCGUACGCGCAUCUAUCGAGGACGAAUAUGCCCGGAAGCUCAUGUCGCUGUCGCGCAAGGCGCUGGGGUCGCAAGAGACAGGCACCUUGAAGACGUCGCUCGAUGUCAUGCGCGGCGAGGUUGAGCUGAUGGCUAAGCAGCACCAGCAGGUGGCUGCGCAGAUGAAGAGUGAGCUGGAAGAACCGCUCGCCGCUUUCGCCGGCGCUAUGAAGGAGCGGCGCAAGAUCGUGCAGAACACGGUAGAAAAGCUGCUCAAGACUAAGGUGCAGCAGACGCAGCAGCCCCAGACGCGCGACCGUUAUGAGCAGGAAUGUCUCAAAAUCAAGGGCUAUCUCGCCCAGGGCCACAUGGUUAUGGGCCAGGAAGAGAGAAAGAACAAGGCCAAGCUCGAGAAGACGCAGAUCAGCUUGGCGACAUCCAACACGGAGUACGAGGCCGCUGUCAAGGCCCUGGAGGAGACGACCGCCCGCUGGAAUAGGGAAUGGAAGGCGGCCGCUGACAAAUUCCAGGACCUGGAGGAGGAGCGCCUCGAUUUCUCCAAGAGCAGUUUGUGGACUUUUGCCAACAUCGCCUCCACCGUUUGUGUGAGCGACGAUUCAUCGUGCGAGAAGAUCCGGUUGUCGCUGGAGAAGAUGGAGGUAGAGAAGGACAUCUACACCUUCAUCAAGGACAAGGGGACUGGCCAGGAGAUCCCUGACCCGCCGAAGUACAUCAACUUCUGCCGCGGUGAUAUUGACGCACAGUCGGAGGUGUCCGAGGACGACAACUACUCAGUGGCGCAGUUCCCAAGGAGCAUCAACCCGGCUUUCCGCUCAUCCUCCCCCCAGCCCUCCAUGUUCGAGUCUCAUCACGACCCUAACUCGGCGCUGGCUCGGGAUCUUGGGCACGGCGAUGCUCCGGCCCAACAGGCCCGAGAGGUCGCUGCGACUCCCCAGAAGGUGCCGACGAUCCCCCAACAACAAAACACCCAGCGGUCAAACGCCCAGAACCCGAAGGGUACCAGCCACCACAGGCCAGCAAUCCCCUUCCGACGGAAGAGCACCAAGGAGGUGGCGCCGACAAGCCGAAACACGUGGAACCCGCCCGCCGCCCACAACAACCGACCACAACUCGCUGCCCCCCCUAAAGAGAGCCAGAACCAGAUUAUCGGGCCUGAGCGGAGCGUCAGCCCGGAUCCGAUCGCAGCCAACGCGAGUCUCGCGCUCAAUGUCGGGCAGAAUGUCUUCCCGGUAGAGACACCCGAUCGCCGCAAGCAGGAUGCUGGGCCGGCCACUCCUGAAGAUGAUCCCAUUGCGAUGGCCUUGGCCGAGCUGAAGGGCGUCACGGGCGGAAAGAACGGGGGGUCGAGGAUGUCGGCAGACCACUACCAUGGCAUCGCGACGCCUGCCCCCGGCGCUAACCCGUCGCGCUCCAUGGUGCCAGGGAACAACAACAGUGUGGUGGCCGCCGGCAUGCGCGGGACCCCACCGCCGUCCUACGACCAGCAAACCCAAAUCCAGCGCCUCGGCGUGCCCCCGCCAGCAGUGACCUCCAGAGCAAUGAAGGAGUCCUCCCAGAAAUUCCAGCAACAAACCCGGAGCCUCUUUACCGCGUCCGACCGCCCCAACUCCGGUGGCGGCGGCGGCGGCGGAUAUGGCAGCCGGCCCGGCACCGGCCGAAACAGCAGCAGCGACAUCCCGCGCGCCGUGUCCCCUGCAGCGCAACGCAGCGUCUCCCCGCGACCCAGCUCCCGUGCGAGCCGGCACUACCCCGCCUCCCCCUCCCAUCGCUCGGUCUCACCAGCGCCCUACGCGGGUAGCCAGCGCGGGUCAGUCAGCCAGCUGAGCAUGUCGGCGAACAAGCGCGGGUCAGACGCCGCGUACUACGGCGGCAGCAACAGUAACAACCAGAGCCACAACAACAGCUACAACAGCAACAGCUACAAUGGCCACCGCGGAUCCUCGUCGAGCGCCGCAUCACCCAACGAAAUGGCACGCUCCACCAGCCCGGCCCCUUACUCCCCUCGCGCGUCGGCCGCCAGCCCCUCUCCCUACGGCAGCACCCGCGGCACCGCGGCUAGCCCCGGCCCCACGGGCACUUACAGCCCGCGCGGCUCCAUGCAGGACCACAGCGCCAGCGGCGGCGGAGGCCGUCCGGGCAGCAGCAUGAGCAUGGGCAGCAGGCGGGGGAUGGACAUGGCCGUGCAGCUGGCGCAGGUUCCGUCGGGGGGUGGUGGGCAAGGGUAUGGCCAGCAGCAACAGCGACAGCAGCAGCAGCAGGAGCAGGACGAUGGCUAUGGCGGGUCGAUGCGCGGGCGCCAUAACCGCUCCAACACGGCUACCAGCAUGAGCAUGCGUGGGAUGAGCCUGUAUGAGGGUGCGGGGCCCGUGCAGCCGGUGGGCAGUUCCCGGACGAGGAGUAAGAGUGUUGCGGCGGACCCGAAUCGGUUUACGAGGGAUGGGAGGCCCAUUUUGCAUUUUGCGCGCGCACUGUACAUGUACCAGCCCGCGAUACCCGAGGAGCUGGGAUUUGCCAAGGGCGACGUGCUGUCCAUCCUGCGGCACCAGGACGAUGGCUGGUGGGAGGCCACCGUGCAGGGCGGCGCCGGGCAGGUUGGGCUGGUCCCGAGCAAUUACUUGCAGCCUUGCUAG